Rotaria sp. Silwood2 is the source of this 738-nucleotide messenger RNA. The record is from the annotation of a GenBank genome assembly. NCBI's taxonomy places the organism in Eukaryota, Metazoa, Rotifera, Eurotatoria, Philodinida, Philodinidae.
AUGAUUCUCACAGUUAUUGUUGGUUUUUUUCUAUUUAAUGCAAGUUUUUAUCUAUUGACUCAAUUUAUGUUGUAUUCUUCAACAACAACAACUACUACUGAGCCUACUACAAUUUCAACAACAAUAGAAAGUACAACAACUAUCGAAUCAACUACAGAAAAAUCUUACGAGCUUGGUUGCUUUUUCCAUACAACAAAUAUUACACUUGCUGAUGGUUCUAUUCGACCAUUAAAUUUAUUAACCGUCGGUGAAGAAGUUCUUGUUUAUUUAUCAUCUGGAAAAAUUCAAAAAAGUCGAGUAUUAACAAUAUUUCAUCAUCAACGUUCAUUGGUUCGUUUUUUGGAAAUAUAUACAGCAAACAAACAAGAACCACUUCGUCUGACACCGUCACAUUCAAUUCUCAUCAAGAAAAAUACUAAAAAACAAUCUUUUUAUCAUUAUAAUUUUGCAUAUAACAUCGCUAUCGGUGAUUUUGUUUUUUCAUCGAACCUAAAACCUUUACAAGUAGUUAAUAUAAAAGAAAUCAUACUUUAUAAUCAAACAAUUUCUACUCCAUUGACAUUUGAAGGGAAUAUUAUAGUGAAUAAUUUAAUAGCGUCAUGCUAUGCUACUUAUCGUCAUAAAUUUAUGCAUAUGCUAACAUUACCUCUUCGAUAUUGGUAUCAAAUAGAAACGUUUUCUCAGUUUAAUUAUUUAAUUGUUCUUUUAAUUGAUUUUUAUUCCAAGAUAAGUUUUUAA